CCAGUUCUCCAUUGCAGAAGUGAAACAGAUCAGCAGAACAACUGCACACAUGAUCGUGCAUGUGCUGCUGGCGCUUAAGAGACGCAAAGCAGAAGAAAGGGCAGAAAGACCUCGGACGGACGACGGCCGGCCGGCGCCAUGCUGGGCGAAGGCUUCCUCAGAGCGCUGCCCUACACGGAGGAGAGAAGGUUCGCCUCCAGGCGGAACAAAGCGCAGGCACGCAGAUGCAGCACGGACGCGCUGAACUGUGCUGAGACAGAACUACGGACAGAAGCAGGUCCAAACGAGGAAGCAAUAGACUCCUCCCAGCCUCAGGCACUCAAAGAGAUGCCUCAGGCACUUUCAAUUCCUGGGUGUUCCCCUCUCCAGCACCCUGACUUAACACUGUGCAUAGACAACUGCAGCCUCCUGGAACAGUACCCAGACCUGCAGGUGGCCGACACGGGCCGCAUCUCCCACAACCCACUGAGAGCACCCACAGCCCAGCAGGGUUCACACAGUCCCUGUGCAGGGCAGCAUCCAGAAUGGACAGUCCACCACAGGCCACAGGACGACCCUGUGUCAUCCGUACCAGACCAGGGCUACCUGGUCAUGGGGCCCAGCGAGGACGUCAGCCUGGACCUGCCUGGAUUAGAGCCCAUGUCUAACUCUGUGCUGAACGGAAUGCUGGACAAGCAGCUGGAGGAGUUCUGGAUGCAGCACCUAACUGACAACCUGGCUCGAUGCAACUCCCACCUGGGGAACAGCAUCCUGCACGGCCUGGUGCAACCGCCGCAGCCCUGCAGCCACCGGCAGGGCCCGGACUCGCUGGAGCCCAGUCUGGGGGAGGGAUCGGAGGACAGCGAUCGGAAGAUUAGCUACCUGCACACCCACAACUUAGGCCCCUGCUCGUCCAACUUUAGCUCCCCCGUGCUGAGGAUUUCAGAGUCUGAGAAUCCUCACGUGCAGUGACACACACACACACACACACACACACACACACACACACACACACACACACACACACACACACACAAACUGCAAUUUUGCUUCAACCCGUAAGGCACAUCUUUGAAACAAAACAUUCAUUUUUAUCAGCAUCUAUCUACAUACUGUAGGGUCUUUGUUUACCUGCUCUCAUGUGCCACCUGCUGUUCUAAUUCUGUUACUACACAACACUCAAUGUCAUUUGUCACAUUAAUUUUUUUUCAUUAUAAUGCAUGCAUCUGUGUUUACAUUAAAUAUUAAAAUUGACAGCUAUAUGACAAAAUAGUUGAUUUUGUGUCAUUUAUUGUUUAAAUGACCUACAACAUAAUAACAGGAGCUGCUAUAAUGAAUGUGGAAAUGACACAUUUUCGACAGUUUGACAAGAAGAAAACAUGUUCAAAUUCCAGAGGAUAUUUUCAGUUUUCAGUUUUUUUUCAGUUUGCUCAUCAAAACAUAGAGAAAUAAAAAGUAAAGCACUAUGUACAAUCUAUGACUGAGAAAACACAUAAUAAAAGACGUGAACAUA
This is a messenger RNA of Betta splendens (Siamese fighting fish), 1492 nucleotides long. RefSeq lists its product as uncharacterized. Gene Ontology annotation, biological process: regulation of toll-like receptor signaling pathway. Lineage: Eukaryota; Metazoa; Chordata; Actinopteri; Anabantiformes; Osphronemidae. The record is from RefSeq and is a predicted model, not a curated record. The transcript is spliced from 2 exons. The coding region runs from base 139 to 951 and encodes 270 amino acids.